Mycena citricolor is the source of this 5080-nucleotide messenger RNA. The record is from the annotation of a GenBank genome assembly. NCBI's taxonomy places the organism in Eukaryota, Fungi, Basidiomycota, Agaricomycetes, Agaricales, Mycenaceae.
CUGGAAUCUUCCUUGCGUAUUUCUUCAGAAUCCGGGAUUUCGGCGUCCUGCCUCGAGGCCGAUAUCAUCGAGGUCUGACAUGACAUUCGGCCGUUGAUCCCCUACAUGUUCUCUGGCACUGUAGGCAAGCGCAGCGCUCGAAGUCGGUGAGGGAUGCUGCAGGUCAAGCAUGACCGAACAUAUUCUGAACUUUUCAGGCCGGAGCAACGCACGGUACGGAUUGAAAUCUGGCGGGACAUCCUCCAAGCAUGUCGAUUUUGAGACCACUCGUGUUGUGUUUCAAUGCUGCUGUCCACGAAGUUGACUUCAAGUUCCCCUGUUGCUCGCCUUUGCGGAAUAUUCGAGAAUUCGAACCACGUCGCCCGCUGACGGCCGUGGGAGUUGUCAACGUUGAACGAGGGAUUUGUCAGCUGAUCGACCAAUCUGUGCCCCCGAACUCCAGUGUGGCGCUCGCGAUCUCAGAUGCAACGUGCCCGACGCUCUUCCGUUCCCACUCGCACCCACAAAAUCAAACAAGGAAAACGCAUGUAUCGGACUUAUCGUCAUCAAGACAUGUGCACUGUCAGGGUUCACGCGGGCCGUCCGUUAUAAGAACAUCGUGGGUGGGAUGAAAGGCACCUUCCGUGGUUCCUUCGCCCCGUCCCAACACGCUGGUCUCGACUGCUCCAAGGGGCCACACCUAUUGUGUUUCUCUCGCUCUGUAGAAUCGUAGCCGAUCUGCACGACAAGCACCAUGUACGCGUGGUUCAUCCACCGCUUCCGCCGCAACAGGACGGCAGCGGCGCCAGUCGCACCACCCCACAUCGUGCAUGCGAACAUGCCUCCGUAUGCACUGAUUCCGAUGCCUGUGCCGCCGAUACCACACUGGAGCGGAAACGGGCACGCCCACCAAGCGCAGCCACCACCACCGAUUCCCGUCCAAUGGAGCCGUCCGCCGGAGCCCACUGUCCACGCCCAGCCGAAGCACAGAAGGUCUGGCUGGCACCAUCAGCCACGGCACAAUGCGCGCGUCAGCGGUGCCGCAGCGCAUCGAUAUCCUGAUCACCCCCGCCCACAAACGCUGCCCCCGUCACAGGUUCCAUCUGACGUAUCGGCCGAGCCCGGCACUCGAGCAGUUGGGCGCUUCCAACACGUGAUGUAUCCCGUUGGGUCGGUUCCGAUCCAGAUUGCACGAGGUGGGGAAACAUUCGCGCGAGUGGCGCAGCCGCGGAAGAGGGAGAAGGGAAUGCGGCGGGUCCUGGAUCCGAUGCAAGCAACACGCGAUGUGGUGGCGGAGCAUCACCCGGUCUCUGCGUCUACCCCCAUGUCCGGCGUGGAACCACCCAGGAGGGACAAAGGGAAGCAGCGGGCUGUCGUUCCUGCGCCGGAUUCGGACUACGCCAGUCGAGAUGUUGCCGAGGAUCUCGGGCAAACGUCCCGAUCUGCGGCCCAGUCUAGCGUGGAGCAGCGGAGGUGGGACAAGGAGAAACAGCGAGCCGUCGAUCCGAUGCCCAACUCCGCCCGGGAGGGCUACAACGCUGCAGGCAUGCCACCGCCGAUGGCAGGACGAAGCAGAGAGCGGGAGAGAAGGAGCUCGCGUGAGCAGUCGGUCCCUCUUGUGCAGGAUGGCGCACAGAUUCCGCCGAUACAACGGAGUCUGGGAACAUAUCCACGAGGGAUACUCCGGCCGUCAGGGUCGUCCCAUCCCGCCGCUCAGACUCGCGCUCGGCCGCCCGAACCUAUACAUCCCAACGACGCAUGGGGUGGGCCGGCUGACAGGGUGGACUACGCGACGAACAAAACACGACAUCCGGAGGGCUACGAGCGGUUUCAACCACCAAAUUAUGUUGCGCUUGCAUGGCCGUUGGACAAGUUCAUCGAACACCCCGACAAUCCCGAGGACUGGAAGCCCCAGCUCCAGUGGGACAUCGGACACGACCCGGGCGACCCAGCUAACGUCUGCACAAAUCGUGACCACACCGCCGAAUGGUUCCCGAUGCAGGAGGACUACCGCAGCAUGCCGGUCUCCCCGCUGCUUGUUGUGACGGAGAUGACGAUCGACUGUCCGCGGGUGGGAAGGAUCUACGUGCGCACCGGCGAGCUGUUGCGCGUCAUCGACGUGUUCAAGGCGAUCUACGACGUGUACCAUCCGUGCACCGGGAUCCUGGAGCCGCUGAUGCACUCGGACCCCUGGAUCAACAGCCACAAUAUGUUCUUUACGUGGUGGUCGCGGUGUGAGAACACGGAGGAUCGCGCAAAGGAGGUCGAGCGGGGCCUGCGGGAGGUUGAUCUGCUGGAGGAUAUCCGUAUGUUUGUCGGUCUGGAGCAAGUCGGGGAUCGCGAGUGGAAGCUGUUGUUGACGAAGGUCUGGGCUUGGCGCCGGAAGCCACCGGGUCAGUAUCAAACGACGCUGUAAAUGACGCUGUAAAUGAUUUCAUUGGGUGCAUCGCGUAGAUAUAUUUUCUGUCUGGGCUGUCCUACAACUUAUGUUGUUUUGACUGGCUUUUCGAUCAAUUAUGUAUCGAUCUCAAAUCAGCCCAGAGUUCUACAUCCUGGCUACUCGGGGAAAGCGGAGAGUUUGCACGUGAUUCUAGAGUAACUUCACGAGGGACAUACCCGUUACCUUGGAGAAUCCAACAAAAUCCUGGAUACAAUCAUACCGCCGUGCGUGCUAAGUAACUAACCCCCGUGACCGCCAUGGACUCUUCUCAGAUGGGGAUAGAUACCCAGUUUCCCAUCUCCAUCGCGGAAAGUCUCCAUACAAAUCCAGCAAAUGUGCGUCCGACAAAGCACACACUGCAUGUGAUUGCAGCCCCCGUCCUUCUCGAUAUCAGCAUGGCAGUUCGGGCACUGCUUGACCUCGUGCUCGGCUCGCCACUGAUUCAGCAGAGCGGUGUUGCCGGUGAGAUUGUCUUUGUGUUCGGCGCAGGUGAGGUCAUCGUGCCACUCGAUUUUGCAGGUGGUGCAGAUGCGCGCGAGACACGACGGACAUUGGAUCGCUGCGUUCUCCUCGUCCGAGUCGAUCCCGAUCGGGUAGACCAUCUGGCAGUCGGCCGACGGACAGUACUGGAAUUGUUGCGGACGAGUGUUGAUGUGUGUCAGAAACGAGGUCAGAAGAAGCUCGUCUUCGGCGCCUGCAUCGAGCAGAGACCGGAUCGUUCGGUACGGUAUGGCGUGGCUGCAUGGGAUCGAUUUGCCGCCGUCAGAAAAGCUCCCUGCGACGCAAAGCCGAGGAGUAAAUUCAGUGCCGCUUGCGGGCUUGAUGUAAUGUUGGAUGCAGGUCCGACAGUAGGCAUGUCCGCAAUCGAGCUGCACCGCAUCCUCUAUGUCGCAGAGACACACGGGGCAGCUGAGGUCCAAGAUGGGUCCUGCGUCUUUCGCAAUGGUCCCAUCCAGAGCAUUCAGCGCCGUGCGCAAUCGGCCGACGUGGCCCGCAUCUCCAUCAAGCAUGAUCUUGAGAGCGACGACAUCGAGAACGAGUCGUUCCUGUUGCGGGUCCACGGCAGUCUGCAGCUGCUUCAGGUCGCCCCUGAGAAGGAUCCGAAUCAACUCGCGUUUCAGCGGAAUCUCGUGUCUCUGCGCUUUCAGUUUUGCGACUUUCUGCUCAAUCAACUUGCGUGCGCGAGCCCUUUCUUCCUCAGAUCCGAACAUCCGAGCAGUGCGGGUCCGCGGGUCACAUCGAACGAAGACACCGUGGUGGAGGUACAUGUCCUCGAUGAACUGGAGUCCGGUCUGUGUCUCGAAGAAAGGGACCCAGAACUUGGAUCCGUCUUGGAUGAGCAGCUCUCCCUGCACGAUCCGGUCCACCUCGCUCUUGACCUUAGCAAGUCGCUUCGAGUCGGUGCUAUGCAGGACCAGGACAACCGGAUCCGAGUGCUCCGCUUCUCCGAGAUAGUACUUGAUCAUCUCAGGAUACACACCCGCCAGCAAAUCCACCGGCCCGCGGAUUUUGGCGAACAGAGUCGCGGGGAUCCGGUUGUAUUUGACGGACAGAGUGCGCUCGAUGAAGAAGGGCGAUUUGCCGAAGAACGCGGGCGGGUUGGGACGCAAACCGGCUUCAGCGGCGGUGGCACCCGCUUCAGUGUGGAACUGGGCAAACGCAGACACCUUCGAGCUCGUCUUCGUCAUCGGCAAGACGUCCAGGGUAUCGACGGCCCCGAACCGCUCCAGCACAUCCAUCAGUUCGUAGUGCACGUUUUCUGGGCAUCGUGGAGGAUCAAAUCCAACGCUGUCGGCAUCACAGAAGCACUUCAGCGAUCGCUCGUCGACGUCCAUCGGCAGGUUGCGUAGCAUCACGGUGAACGAACGAGAAGGGACGGAGAUCACACUGGAAAACAUCCCUCCUCGAAUUCGGCGAGCGACAGCCUGAAUGGGCCGGUACGUCGCAGAAAUCGUAUGGCCACAAUAAACCUUGCCGUGCAGCUCUUCGCACUUGUUCUUUGCCGUAGCGUCGGACGAGUAGUUCGCAAACGCAGACAUCCGUCGUCCAUACCACGUCAGCUUGACUUUUCGGCCCCGGAAGAAUCCUCUCUCCUCAGCACCGCCCGUCACCGACAACUUUGCCCCCGUUCUCUCCAAUGCGCACACCAGGUUAGUCCCACCCUCCACCUCCCCGAAUGUGAUCCUUUCAAGUUCCCCGACGGCUGCCGCGGCGGCAGCGGGGUUGGUAAAGUCUGCAAUCGCAAUCGGAUGCGCGUCAGCUCCGAACCAUUGUAUUUGCAGUUGUGCACCGCCGUGAUUCGCCAACACCGUUGCGAUUUGAGCCGAAAUCUCUGCGUCGGUGAGCGAAGGGAUCCCGGAGACUCUGAUGCGACAGGCAUCGAAAGGCGUGACCACCUGAGUGACCGAGCCGCCUGCGCCGAAUGUGACGCUGCAAUUGUACAACACGCGUUCGGUGGUUUCGUGUGUCAGGUCGGAGCUGAUGGCAUCCGGAUGCUGCAAUUGUGUUCAGCCAAGGUGAUCAGAGUAAUGAUUGGAAGAAUCACAGACCGUGGACCCAGAGGGCGAUGUGGUGCGAUUGGAAAUGGGAGGAUGAGGACUGGAGCUGGGAUCAGGAUCGGGAGUGAGAUUGGGCCCCAACAGGGCAGGGCCCACUCUCCAA